CCUCCCCGCGUCGACACCGAAGUAAAGUUCCGGACCAAAACUUCAGCCGGAAUUGCUCACCCGUCUGCGCUACACUGUCCCCAGGCCGGAACGAUCUGCCGCAUCCUCCAGGUAAACGCCAUGACCUACGCCCGCAAUACCACGGUCGCCGUCAACCGGACCCGCGACGAGAUCGAAUAGACGUUGAACCGGUACGGCGCUGAUGGUUUCGCCUAUGCCACCCAGGGCACCCUGGCUACCGUCAUCUUCGUCAUGGAAAACCGUCAAAUGCGCUUCGUCCUGGAGCUACCCGAUCCCGACGACUUCCGCCUCACCAACCACAGUCCGCCCCGGGAGCGCAGCCAAAAGGCCCAGCAGGAAGCCCACUGCCAGGCCUGCCGCCAGAAGUGGCGGGCUCUGCUGCUGGUGAGUGUCAAGGGCAAGCUGGAGGCCGUUUCCGCCGGCAUCUCCACCCUGGAGGCCGAGUUCCUGGCCAACAUCGUCCUGCCCGACAACACCACUGCCGGCCAGUGGAUGCUGCCCCAGAUCGACCGGGCCUACCGCACCGGACAGAUGCCACCUCUCCUGCCCCUGGGUCCCGGUCCCAACCGCCGGCCUGACCGGCCCAUCCCAUUGCCAACUGCCUGACCGGCUGCCUCCGUUAUUGGAACCGGUGAUGAACGACAAUUGCCCCGGCGGGCCGGUUGGCGCCCGUGCGCUGGACGGGCGUUUUCACCGCAGACCUUCCGCCGUGGAGGAGCGAAGAUGGUGGAACAACAGAAACCCCCGGUGUCCGAGUUGGCCCUGGCCGAUGCCCUUGAGUGCCUCGUCGUCAUGAUCAACGAACUCAGGAUCGACGUGGGCCUCUGCGUGGAGGCCACCGUCGACGACGCCAGCCUCGUC
This is a messenger RNA of Geodia barretti, 882 nucleotides long. The record is from the annotation of a GenBank genome assembly. Lineage: Eukaryota; Metazoa; Porifera; Demospongiae; Tetractinellida; Geodiidae.